Molecule: messenger RNA, 1409 nt
Organism: Pungitius pungitius (ninespine stickleback)
Lineage: Eukaryota; Metazoa; Chordata; Actinopteri; Perciformes; Gasterosteidae
Gene: pgls
Product: 6-phosphogluconolactonase
Exons: 6
Coding region: 152-913 (253 amino acids)
Biological process (GO): carbohydrate metabolic process; pentose-phosphate shunt
Molecular function (GO): 6-phosphogluconolactonase activity
Source: RefSeq, a predicted model, not a curated record
CAGACGGUCUGUGUCUCUGUGUCUCUCCGUCCAGACUUCUGACCUGCGGGGUGUCGCCGGCUGACAUUGUUGACGUGAGCAGAAUACGUCUGCGCCUCCCUCGCUGCUCUCAGCUGGACCUCCAUAACUCCUAAAGUUAGAUUGCUCUCCCAUGGCUGGCAGAAGGGUGGUGGUCUUCCCCUCCGCGGCGGAGCUCGGUCCCGUGCUCGCCCAACUGGUGACUUCUCGGGCUGACAAAGCCAUCAUCUCGCAUGGCAGGUUCACCCUGGGCCUCUCUGGAGGAAGCCUGGCGUCCAUGCUCAGCAAAGAGCUGCUUGCUCUGCCAGGCCUGGACUGCAGCAAGUGGGUGGUCGGUUUCUGUGACGAGCGGCUGGUCUCCUUCGAUGAUCCCGAGAGCACCUACGGGCUGUACAAGAGUCAGCUGUUUUCCAAGGUCAACAUCCCCGACAGCGGGAUCCUAACCAUUGAGCCCUGUCUGCCAGUCAACGAGUGUGCAGAGGAUUAUACCCAUAAACUGAAGGAGGCCUUUCCAGGUGAUAAGUUCCCAGUGUUUGACCUGUUGCUGCUUGGCAUGGGGCCUGAUGGACACACCUGUUCCCUAUUCCCAGAUCACCCGCUGCUAGAGGAAACAGAGAAGAUUGUGGCCCCCAUCAGCGACUCUCCCAAACCACCGCCACAGCGCGUAACUAUGACGUUUCCAGUCGUGAACUCUGCUCACUGUGUGGCUUUCGUGUCAACGGGAGGAAGCAAAGCGCCCAUUUUAAAGGAGGUGCUGGAGGGCAGACAGGGUCCAGCGCUCCCAGCGGCCCGUGUUGUCCCCACCAGCGGUGAGCUGCUCUGGCUUGUCGACGACCCUGCUGCAGCCUCCUUAACUAUCCAGGUAGAGAGGUUAGGCUCAGGGGCCAAACUCUAGAGCGUCCCAUCUCCCAAAGGAAGGAAGGAUGUCAACACUGCUGUGAAAAUCUAAUUGAAGAUACUGGAAAAUAGUGCAGAACAUUCCUAUUUUCUCAUUAAAGUGUAAUUGGUUCACAUAGUUGAGUUUGUGGAAUAGGAUAGGGAGAUGAACAACAAAGGAAUUGUGGGUACAAAUGUAAUUUCCAGCAGAAGAAUGAGUACUUUUUUGAUAUUUAUUGUGCACAUAUGUCCAGUGUGGUUAAGCUUUAUUCAAGUCCCACUUCACUCAAAGUAUUUAGCUUAUUAUUAGUUCCGUUGGAAUCUGACCAUCACUGUACCAAAGUGCAGUUUAACAUUAAAAGUCAUAAUUAAGUGAACAAAAGUGUGAUGAGGACAUUUAAAAAAUGCAACUACUAUUAUAACUAUAUUCUAUCAUUACAGUGGAAAUAUUUUUCUUCUGUUGCCUCCACAGAACAAUUUAUAAAACAUCCAAUAAAGUAUCAGCUUUGACUAAA